This is a messenger RNA of Heteronotia binoei (common prickly gecko), 1859 nucleotides long. It is a transcript of the gene B3GNT7, whose product is annotated as UDP-GlcNAc:betaGal beta-1,3-N-acetylglucosaminyltransferase 7. The transcript has 2 exons. NCBI's taxonomy places the organism in Eukaryota, Metazoa, Chordata, Lepidosauria, Squamata, Gekkonidae. Gene Ontology annotation, cellular component: membrane. Gene Ontology annotation, molecular function: hexosyltransferase activity. The record is from RefSeq and is a predicted model, not a curated record. Bases 175 to 1374 code for a protein of 399 amino acids.
GCGCAGCCCCGAGGGGAGGGUGGGAAGGGAGGAUCCGACGCGCGGCCGCCAGUCCCGCCUUACACUCGCGCUUGGGCACCAGCAGCAAGCAGCAGCAGCAGCGCCUCCGCUCCGGAGUCACACCGCUUUUGGUCCUGCAGCUUUCCUAUCCACGCGCCGAGAGGGCAGCCAAGCAUGUUCCAGUGGAAGAAAACCAUCUACAAGAGCGUCCUCUUGUCCUUCGUGCUGGUCGUCACGGUGACGGUGCUGCAAAGAGGGAUGACCCCGAACCAGUUCCUUCAGAGCCAGCAGCAGAAAGAGCUUUCCUCGGAGCCUGUGAAAGAGAAGAGGGAUAACGUCCUCUCGGUGGCCAACAACUUCUGGAAGAAGGGCCAAGACCUCGUGACCAAAGCUGCCGAGGUGACGGAGAAGCAGGUGCGGAGCUGGGACGUCACCACCACCAACUGCACCGCCAACCUCAACUCCAGCAAAGACGACUGGUUCAAGGGGCUGGAGCCCAACUUCCAGCAGUUCCUACUCUACCGCCACUGCCGCUACUUCCCCAUGAUCAUCAACCACCCGGAGAAGUGCAGCGGGGACAUCUACCUGCUGGUCGUGGUGAAGUCCAUCAUCACCCAACACGACCGCCGGGAGGCCAUCCGCAAAACGUGGGGCCAAGAGAGGGAGGUGGACGGCAAGAAGGUCCGCACCCUCUUCCUCUUGGGCGUCGCCUCCAAGGAAGAGGAGCGGGCCAAUUACCAAAAGCUACUGGAAUACGAGAACCACAUCUACGGCGACAUUUUGCAGUGGGACUUCUUGGACAGCUUCUUCAACCUCACCCUCAAGGAAGUGAAUUUCCUGAAGUGGCUCACCAUCUACUGCGACAACGUCCGGUAUAUCUUCAAGGGCGACGACGACGUCUUCGUCAGCCCGAGCAACGUAUUGGAGUACCUGGGGGACCAAAAGGCAGGCGAUCUCUUUGCGGGCGAUGUCCUCUACAAGGCCAGGCCAAUCCGCAAGAAAGAGAACAAGUACUACAUCCCCAAUGCUUUGUACAGCAAGACGCAUUAUCCGCCCUAUGCCGGCGGGGGCGGCUUUGUCAUGGACAGCCCGCUGGCCCAGAAGCUCCACAAGGUCUCCGAGACUCUCGAGCUGUACCCCAUCGACGAUGUCUUCCUCGGCAUGUGCCUAGAGGUCCUGAAGGUGACGCCCGUGGCGCACGCCGGCUUCAAAACCUUCGGCAUCGUGAAAAACAAGAACAGCAAGAUGAACAAGGAGCCGUGUUUCUUCCAGAACAUGCUGGUCGUUCAUAAACUCCUGCCCCCGGAGCUGCUCCGAAUGUGGGAUUUGGUGCAUAGCAAUUUAACGUGUUCCAGAAAACUCUACGUUCUUUAGCUCUUCCCGUCUGCGAAGGAACCCUGGGUCUCCGGGGGGGAAGAAGCUGGAGGGAAACAAUUGUGGGUUCGACCUCCCGGACUCCUCUUUUCCAGCAAUGCGAAGAGGUGGGGUUACCGUGUUUGGGGGGGGUCUAGGGGGAGAAGGGUUUGAAAAGGGUAUCUCUCGGAUUGCUUUUGGCUUCCCCUGGAAUGGAGAGGUGACGAAGGAUGCAGAAAAAGCUCGGACAAGGAUAAGUGGAAGCCACCAAUGGGAGAGACGAGGACAGAGAUGGAACCAGAGAGGAAACCCUGAAGACGUUUGCCCUCCAGGUUUUGGGGUGCAAGAAUUUUCACGGCGGUGAGCAGGCAGGAAGUGUGACGGAGUCCAAUCCUCUUCUCUCUCUUGUGGCGUCCUUUUCCCGCUGCGGGCUGGCCCCAAAGCUAACCCCCUUUUUGUGUGUGUACGUAUGUGUGGUGUGUAACUAAAAGCAGUCUUGAACGGGA